This is a messenger RNA of Pelodiscus sinensis (Chinese soft-shelled turtle), 3280 nucleotides long. NCBI's taxonomy places the organism in Eukaryota, Metazoa, Chordata, Testudines, Trionychidae. The record is from RefSeq and is a predicted model, not a curated record.
UCCUCAUCGAUUGAAUCUAUUUUACCUGGCCAAUGAUGUCAUACAGAACUGUAAAAGAAAAAAUGCAAUUGUAUUUCGGGAUACAUUUGCAGAAGUGCUUCCUGAAGCAGCUGCUUUGGUUAAGGAUCCAUCAGUUUCUAAAUCUAUAGAAAGAAUCUUUAAAAUCUGGGAAGACAGAAAUGUAUAUCCUGAAGAAACCAUUUUGGCACUAAAAGAAGCUUUAAGUACCACUUUCAAAACUCAGAAGCAGCAGAAAGAAACUCUGAACAAACAACCGAAUAAGCCGUGGAAGAAAUCUCAAACAUCCUCAAAUCCAAAAGCUGCUCUAAAGUCGAAGAUUGUUGCUGAAUUCAGACCACAGUCCCUCGUUGAUGAAUUGUUGUUUUAUAAACGUUCAGAAGACCAGAUAGAGUUGAAAGAGAAGCAACUUUCUACUAUGAGGGUGGAUGUAUGCAGCACUGAAACACUUAAAUGCUUAAAAGACAAAACAGGAGGAAAAAAGUUUUCCAAAGAAUUUGAAGAAGCAAGUUCAAAGUUAGAAGAAUUUGUAAAUGGUUUAGACAAGCAGGUGAAAAAUGGCCCCUCACUAAUUGAAGUGCUUGAGAAUGCUGGUAUCUUUUAUGAAGCACAGUAUAAGGAAGUCAAGGUAGUAGCAAAUGCUUAUAAAACAUUUGCCAACAGAGUGAGCAAUCUAAAGAAAAAAUUAGAUCAACUGAAAGCAACUCUUCCUGAUCCUGAAGAGUCUCCUGUCCCUUCUCCAAGUAUGGAUGCUCCAUCUCCAACUGGUUCUGAGUCCCCUUUCCAGGGAAUGGGAGAAGAGGAUGUCGUCCAGUCUCCAGUGGUGGAAAGUGAGACAUCUCCCUCUCCCCAACCUGUUGCAGACAAUCGGGAUGUGGAGGACAUGGAACUGUCCGAUGUGGAAGAUGACACGUCUAAAAUCAUUGUGGAGGAAAGGAAGGAGAAACAGGUUGCUCCUUCUUCAGCACCUGCAAAGACUGAAAGUGUCCCAAAAGCAACACCCUCCAUAGUGGUCGCUGCUACACCAGCAGUAACAACUUCAGCUCCGACUCCACCAACUCCCAAGACAGUGAGCACAGUCCCUGUCCCUCCAUCGCCAGCACUUGGUCUGCCAAACCUUGCCAAUGUUGACCUGGCAAAGAUCAGCUCCAUUCUUAGCAGCUUGACUUCUGUUAUGAAGAAUACAGGGGUCAGUCCUGCAUCAAGACCUUCCCCAGGAACCCCAACAAGCCCCACGACUCUUACUAGUGGCCUGAAGACACCUGUUGUGGGGACUCCAUCUGGUCCUCCAAAUCCAUUGGCAAAUAUUCUUUCCAAAGUUGAAAUAACUCCUGAAAGCAUUUUGUCAGUUCUCUCCAAAACCCAGACCCAGACUGCACCAACAUUGCAAGGUUUGUCAUCCUUACUGCAAAGUGUUGCUGGAAAUACAGCUCAAUCAAGUGAAACAGCAUCUCAGAGCACUUCAGCAUCACCAGCCAAUACAACUGUUUCUUGCGUGAAAGGAAGGAAUGUUUCUUCCAAUACUCAGUCUUUUAUGUCCAAAAAUUUUGGUUAUUCUCCCAAUUCUUCUACUGCUGAGGUCUCUUCAACUUCUGUUAACAAGGCUCCUGUUGGACAUAGCCCAGGGCUUUCAAGUUCUAGUUUUAAACCACCAACAAAUUCCCUUGGAUUUGCUAGUACCCAUCCUACUAGUCCUUCCCUUUUACCAACAGAAACCACAUUGAGUCAGUCCUCUGAGAUUUCAAAAACAAAGCUGGAGUCAGAACCCACCUCUCCAAGCCUGGAAAUGAAGAUACACAAUUUUUUAAAGGGAAACCCUGGUUUCAGUGGUCUAAACUUGAAUAUUCCAAUUUUAAGCAGUUUAGGGUCCAACAUCACAUCAGAGAGCCAUUCAUCUGACUUUCAACGUGCUCCUACCAGCACUUCUAUGGAUAAUGUGGAUGGGACACCAGUCCGUGAUGAACGCAGUGGAACACCAACCCAAGAUGAGAUGAUGGAUAAACCGACAUCAAGCAAUGUUGACACUAUGUCUUUAUUAUCAAAGAUAAGUCCUGGAUCUUCUACUCCCAGUAGCACAAGAUCCCCUCCUCAGAGCAGAGAUGAUGGAUAUCCUCAAGAACUAUCUAAUUCUGUGCCUGCCUAUAGGUCUUUCGGUCUCGGCAGGGAUUCUCCAGCCAGCAUGUACAAACAGUCCUCCGAUAACAUGGAAAUACCUUCUUCUUUAAUGGAGUCUCCUCAGGAGAAGUUUUACCCAGACACAUCUUUUCAGGAAGAUGAAGAUUAUCGUGACUUUGAAUAUUCUGGACCACCACCAUCUGCCAUCAUGAACCUGGAGAAGAAGCCCGCAAAAUCUAUUUUGAAAGCAAGUAAGCUUUCUGAUGCUGCAGAGUACCAGCCAGUUCUGUCUAGUUACAGUCAAAGAACACAGGAGUUUAGUGUGAAGUCGUCUUUUCCUCAGUCUAUGAGGUCUAUUCUUGAUCAGAAUGAGAGCUGUGAUCCACUGUCGUCAUCUUCUGGAGUGUACGGAAGUUACGGCCUACGAGCAAAUGACUCUGGAUCUGAUGGUUCCCCUUCGCCUAGUAAGAAUGAUGUGUUUUUCACACCAGACUCCAAUCAUAAUAAUUUAUCAAAACCUGUGCUACAUUCUGGUCUGUCACAAAAACAGUAUCCAGAUUCUCCCCAUUCACUUCCUCACAGAUCAGUCUUUCCUCCUCAAAACUCUCUUUCAAAAAUCCUGCUGGUAGACCACCCACAUCCAGUGUGGAAAAAUCUUUAAGUUCUUCCAUUUCUGCUACUUCAACAAUUGAGUUUAAGAACAUGCUUAAAAAUGCAUCUCGCAAGCCUUCUGAGGAAAAGCAUUUUAGCCAGGUUUCUAAAGGUAGCUCACAUGAAGGGGUUAGCCUGUCUAGUCUCAGCCAGGCUGGAACCUCUACAGGAGACCAGCAGCAAGAGGAACACUAUCGUAUAGAAACUAGGGUGUCGUCAUCUUGUUUAGACUUGCCUGAUAGCACUGAAGAAAAAGGAGCCCCUAUAGAAACUCUGGGUUACCAUAAUGCAUCCAGUAGGGGAAUGUCAGGCGAACCCAUUCAGACAGUAGAAUCUAUAAGAGUUCUUGGGAAAGGAAAUAGAGGACAUGGGCGAGAGGCGACCAGAGUAGGCUGGUUUGAGCUGAGUAAUACAGGUAAUACUUUUGAUAAUGGGCCCUCGAGUGCUACAGAGCUGCCCACCAUGAGUACUGGCAGUGGAAUUGCCAGCUUUCAAA